Molecule: messenger RNA, 1399 nt
Organism: Daphnia magna
Lineage: Eukaryota; Metazoa; Arthropoda; Branchiopoda; Diplostraca; Daphniidae
Product: arrestin domain-containing protein 17
Exons: 7
Coding region: 58-1179 (373 amino acids)
Biological process (GO): protein transport
Cellular component (GO): cytoplasm
Source: RefSeq, a predicted model, not a curated record
GGAAGCUUCCUAAAAUCGAAAAAGCAUUACCGACUUGUCAUUAUUGGAACGGCAGUCAUGGGUAUCAAACAUGUAACAAUCGAGCUGGACCCAGUGGAAACUACAGCAUCGUCACAGUGUUAUGGUUACAUACCUGGGCACGUCGUGUCUGGUACUGUUGUCGUUUGGGGCACCUCAAAAGUUAACUUAAAUGGGUCGUACAUCGAGGUCGAGGGGCGUGCAAAAGUCGCCUGGAACGAGAAUGACGUUUCGUACUGUGCACAAAAUUCCUAUUUGAAUCUCAAGAUUCUUUUGACCCAUGAUUCUUCACCUAGUGCAGUAUUCACCAAUGGAGUCAGGUUUCCUUUCAAGUUCGCUCUUCCACUUGAGAUUCCAAGUUCUUACGAAGGCAAAUCGGGCAAUAUUCGAUACAGCAUUAAAGCCGUCCUAAGAAGACGUUCUUUAUUCAAAUUUGAUAAUGUCAGUCGAGUGUAUUUUACUGUUAACGCCAUCGUGGACCUCAGCAAAGACGAAACUUCUUCGUUUCCAUUGCGGGAAUCCUUGUCUAAACCGCGGUCCGGUUUGAAGCGGAUCAUGGCAGAUGCGUGGCUGGAUAAAACGGGUUACAUACCUGGUGAAGAAAUUCAAUUUAACGCAACUAUCGAUAAUUAUAGCGGUAAAUCUGUGAGGGGAACUACAGUUCAGCUCAUUCAGUACACCAUAUUCACCGAUGGAAAACAUAAAAAUAAAGUGAAAAAAGUUCUUUGGGAGAGAAAAGGAAAAUCAAUCUGUGAUAAAGAAGUGCAAGUUUGGGAAAGGUUUCCUAUUAUGGUUCCACAUGUCCCAUCGUCUGGCAUGCCAUUCUGUGAUCUUAUAAAUACGUCUUACGUGAUAAAGUUGAUUGUAAAUCCUGGAUUCUUCUGUCGUAAUUUAACCAUUCGUCUAAAUAUCGUGAUUGGAACUGUUAGGAGUAUCGCUCAUCAAAAUUCAAGCAAUUUAACUCUGUUACCUGCAAUUUCACGUCUUGAUCGAACUUUAACUAGUAAUUUGUUCAGCAGUGUAGGGGAAUUGCACUUCAGUAGUCCGCCUCCAACUUACGAAGAAUGUGAGCUGGGGAAAUCUUCAUGUCGUGAUUUCACAGCCGAUAUAAAAACCAGCACCAACAUCGGUGGAGUUGAACUUCCAGGAUGUUCUAUUUGAAUGGACACUUCCACUUUCGAUAUGAAAACCAAACAUGAUUUAAUUUUCUUUCAGGUUGUUAAGGGUUGUAUAAAAUAUUUUUUAAGUUAUAUUAUUCAAAGAUGAAUUAUUAGAGGGGUUUGCAAAUGUUGAAAAUCAUUACCUCAAUAUCUGCAAUAAUUAUUUUUGCAUUAAGAAGUAUUCCAAGUUGCAUAAUAAAAUGCGUUUUGUAAAUGAUAAA